Mycena citricolor is the source of this 366-nucleotide messenger RNA. The record is from the annotation of a GenBank genome assembly. NCBI's taxonomy places the organism in Eukaryota, Fungi, Basidiomycota, Agaricomycetes, Agaricales, Mycenaceae.
CAUGAUUUGGCCUGGUUUGGCCGAGGGUCUUGAGCCUCGGCCAAAUCCAAAAAAGGCAUUUCCAUCAGGCCAAAUCGUUGCCGACAAUCGACGCUUCUCUCUCGCCGCAUUGCACGACAUCCAAGCUUCUCAACCCUCUCCAUCUAAUUAUGUGCUAUUUUGACGGCGCCGGGGUCCGGCACCUACAGCACCAUCCGCUUUGCGUGAGCAUGGCAUAAACCCCUGCAAUUCCCAAGGCCAACUCUUCCUCCUUCUCCUCAUCCUUCUUCCUCCCAUUCUUGAAGUAAUUGGUGUGCUCUCGAGGCCAUGGUAGCAUGUAGAAAGUAGAGAUGUACAUUAUCAAUUAUCUAUCAUAUCUGAUCCGGC